UGAAGAACGCACGGACCGCGGAGGGCACAGCCGUGAGCUCGGAGCGGACCCCCCACCGUGAGAAGCUGGAGCACUUCAAGCGCAUGUGCCAGCUGCUGGAGCGGGUGACCCCAGCCCAGAGCUCCAGCUCCAGCUCCAGCUCUGAUUCCGACUCCGACUCCCAGGGCUCGGAGGAGGAGGACGAGGAGGAGGACGAGGAGGACGACGACGAAGACGGAGCGGACGACCAGGAGGAGGGGGAGAGCAGCGACUGCACUGGGGCCAAUGGCAGCUCCCGUCUACCAGGAGCCCACCGGACGGCAUCGGCGGCCACUGCGGCGGCCCUUCUGGGCUUCAGCGAGAGCGAGGAGGAGGACGAGGAGCAGGCCGCCGAGCUGGAGGAGGACGAGCGAGCGGAGGACGAGGAACCGGAGGAGCUGGCGGAUCCCGCUCAGCGGCUGGCCCCCGACCCCGCCCCGCGCAACGGCAGGGCCAGGGGGCGGGAGCCCUGGCAGGGCAAGGAGAACCAGCACGCCGCCCGGAACCCGCGGGGCCGCGCCCAGUCGGGCCGCAAGCCCCCCCGGCUUACCGGGGCGCCGGGCCUGCGGGUGGCCGCCGCCCGCUCCCAGUUCCUGAAGCGGCCACCCAUCUGCUCGCCCGCCCGGCCCCUGCUGAUGGAGCGCCACGUGGUCAAGCCCCCGCCUGACAGCCCGGAGCCCGACUCGCUGCCCCUGGAGACCGGCUCCGACCACGUCCUGCAGCGGCACGCCUGGCUCGCCAUCUUCCGCUACCUCAGCCACCGUGACCUGUGCGUCUGCAUGAGGGUGUGCCGCACCCUCAACCGCUGGUGCUGUGAUAAACAGUUAUGGACCAAGAUUGACCUGAGCAGGCAGAAGUCGAUCACUCCGGCCAUGCUGAGUGGGAUCAUCAGGAGACAGCCCAUUACCCUGGACCUCAGCUGGACCAGUAUCUCCAAGAAGCAGCUCAUGUGGCUCAUUAACCGGCUGCAGGGCCUGAAGGAGCUGAUCCUGUCGGGGUGUUCCUGGUCCUCGGUUUCCGCCCUGUGCUCUGCCAGUUGUUCCUGCCUGAGGCUCCUCGAUCUUCGCUGGGUCGAGGACAUGAAGGACUCGCACCUCCGUGAGCUCAUCUCCCCUCCGAGUGACACUCGGCCAGGUAGGAACCGGAGGCGGACGGG
Chiloscyllium plagiosum (whitespotted bambooshark) is the source of this 1174-nucleotide messenger RNA. Lineage: Eukaryota; Metazoa; Chordata; Chondrichthyes; Orectolobiformes; Hemiscylliidae. The record is from RefSeq and is a predicted model, not a curated record.